AUGGACUUAAGGCACAUUCUCAAUCCUCUAACUCCCGGGAACGGCGCAGAUGAGGUCAUUGAGACUGAUCUGAAUCGUGAAGCCACUGCUUCGCAGACUGCCAUCUCUUCGGAUCAGAAAAUCGGGCCCAGCGAAGUAGGGAAGUCUGCCAUUGAGACAUUCUACCAUCAGAUACUGAACCUGUCGAAAGAUGCGCUCCGUAAGGGUGGGUGUUCUCACUGUCUUACCAGCUACGGACGAGAGAAGGCUGAGCGAAGUAUAUCCCUUCUGUAUAUGUGGGCGCAAGGCCUGGAUCUUCGGUACCUUGAGCGACAUGUUGUGAAAGAAUCCAAAUUGCAAUCAAUCGUGGCCGGUGAACUUGCUGGUAUUGCCGAUGUCGUUACCUCUGAUUUGUUUCCCUACGGUUUUCUGCACAGAGAACAGAUCGACACGUCACUCGUUGUCUCCUAUCUCGAAGAUCAGACAAAUUCGGACAGUGAGAUCGAUUUUUCGGAUUCUGAUGAAGGUGAAGAAAGCGACGAUGUUCAGAACCUUGCCGAAAGCCAUCCGGAGUCUCUCCAACAAAACCAUAUGCGGUCCCUCAAACGACUUGAAAGCCAUGUAAACAAUCUUAUGCACUUGCUACCUACAUUGAUUUCCAGCUGCAGAGUUGACCUACUUCCCAUCUCGGAAGCUAGGCAUCCGAUGCUCAAAGUGGAGUCCGUUUCUGAUGCUGCGCGCCAGUAUGUUGUCCAAGUUUGGGACAAAUUCCCAAUGAUCAAAGAGGGCCUGGCGAACAGGCUCGGCGAAGCAAAUUGGGAAAGAUACCAGCGUUUCCAUGCAGACGUGGAACGUGAUCCGGCGGCCAAUAGCCCUCUUGAACAGCCAAGUUCGUCCGACGACGAAAAGGACUUAGUGCGACCUGCAAACCCAUCAUUGUUACCUGUCUCCGAGUUUCGAGACUCUGGCAUUGGGUCUUCGCUACCUACAAAGUCGAAGCACACUAACUCCGAGUCCGAGCAGCCGACUUUUAUACCUGAGACUCAAAUUCACGACUCCGGUCUAGGCGCCAUUCCACUAGCGAAAUCGAAAAAUCAGCGGCGGCCCGAGGCAUCUUUCGCGUCCCAGCCACUCCAAGCCGAGUUCAAGAAGGCAGGUCAUUCCGAUGCUCUUUAUGCGGACAGAGACAGUGGGCUAUUAGGAAUCGAGUGGAAUGGAAAAUGCACGUAUUCGCUGAUUUACGACCUUAUAUCUGUACGUUUCCAGGUUGCAAAUUUAGUCGGAUUCAAUUCACCUCUCGAAAAACCUGGGCAGAUCACGAAUUUCGAGAACAUCGAGGUUAACUACCUCGACCAUUUGCAUGAGAAGCACGAAUUUCCACGGACUCUGGAAGGAGCUAAGAGCCAAACGGUUCUCUCAACUGCAAGAGUUACUAUUGUUGAAAGAUGGAGUGAUCAGGUUUGCCAUCUGUGUAACGACAGCGGCUUUCAAACACAGCGAGAGUUCAUUAGUCACGUCAGCCGUCAUAUGGAGGAGAUCGCAUUGAUCACUCUGCCACGAGAAACGAAGCCAGAUGACGAGAACGACGAAGAAGACGACAUCUCCAUCAAAAGCCUAGAGGUGGAGCAAGAUCGUGACUUGGCUCAGAAAGCGACAGUCUUCGAUGAUGAAGAUGGUGUCAGCAGCGGUGAGGACAGCGGUGACGAGAGCGUCUCUACCGCAGUCCUUCCUAUUCGGCCACUCAGGUUCCCUCCGUCCCUCGGAGACUUCGUACUACAUGCACGUACGCUGAAUCCCAAGUGCAAAUCUAAUUUGAUGGAGCGACUUGCAACGGUGCAGCAUUUCAGGUACCAGGAAAUACGCCGCAUCCAUCUCCGUCUCCAAGGUCACCACAAAGUAGCUGGGUACUUCGAGUCCAUAGGACACCCCAUUCAGUCCGGCGGAGAAUCGAGGACUUGGUCCCAUUCAUUCCUCCCACAUAGCUCUAGUUCGACAAGCAAACCAUACAUCGAAGGCGCACCAAUCGAGUUCACGUCCAGCAAGCCAGUCAGGGCUUCCAUGUUCCCUGCAGGAGUCCCUCUUCCGCCUACCACUCUGCUUCCUGCACGAUUCGAAUGCGAGAUAUGUCUUAAAAUCGUUGAGAUCAAAGAGGCUUACCAAUGGACCGCGCACGUAUUCGAUCAUCUUCGCCCUUACCUAUGCACAUUCCCCGAUUGUAAUAAAGCCAAUCCCUUGUCAAGCUCCUUCAGUCGCAAAACUGACUGGCUACAUCAUGAGAAUGAACAUCACAGGCGCUUGAAAGGGUGGAGAUGCGUUCAGCCUACGUGCAAAUAUGUCUGCUACAGUGAGCAUAGCUUCAGUCAGCACCUAAUCGGUGAGCAUGCGGCUCUUGUGUUACCCAAGUCGAAGCCGCGGUUGUCCGCCACCAGAAGAGAUGAAAUGAAGGACAACUUGACCUCAAGUGAGCAAGACGCAUGGGUGCAGACAAGACUUAGGUCUCUAGCAGUAUCUUGUCAAUUUUGGGCUUCCAAACACUUUACUGAGGCUUGUCACUUCUGUGGCAUCAACUACUUCUCCGUUAAGAAGCUGUUCGAACAUAUGGCUCAUCACUUCGAAGCAGUUGCUUUACCAAUACUUGAGCUUGCGAAGAUCGACCGGCUUGAGGGGCUUGUAGGCGGAAAGCUGCAAUUGCAUCCUUCCCAGGUCGCACUAGAUUGA
Exophiala bonariae is the source of this 2697-nucleotide messenger RNA. RefSeq lists its product as uncharacterized. Bases 1 to 2697 code for a protein of 898 amino acids. The record is from RefSeq and is a predicted model, not a curated record. NCBI's taxonomy places the organism in Eukaryota, Fungi, Ascomycota, Eurotiomycetes, Chaetothyriales, Herpotrichiellaceae. The transcript has 5 exons.